Messenger RNA from Neopelma chrysocephalum (saffron-crested tyrant-manakin), 1557 nucleotides. RefSeq names its product HORMA domain-containing protein 1-like. NCBI's taxonomy places the organism in Eukaryota, Metazoa, Chordata, Aves, Passeriformes, Pipridae. The record is from RefSeq and is a predicted model, not a curated record. The transcript is spliced from 12 exons. Bases 113 to 1009 code for a protein of 298 amino acids.
CCUCGGGGGAGGCCUGUGCUGCUGUGGAAAUCCAGGAUCUGAUGCUGGGGAUUAUCAGACAAACUGUCCUGCUCUGUUUGCUGGCAAUUCCAGGCAGAAGAGUCUCUGCAAAAUGGCAACUGCUCAGAAGCAAAGGAAUUGCAUGAGUGCAGUUGUCUUCCCUAAAAAAAUAGCCACGGAGCAGCAGUCCCUGAUGCUGGUGAAGAGGCUCCUGGCAGUGGCCGUGUCCUGCAUCACGUACCUGAGAGGAAUCUUCCCUGAAAGUGCCUAUGGAACGAGAUACAUGGAUGAUGUCUGUGUCAAAAUCCUGAGGGAGGACAAGAACUGCCCUGGCUCCAGCCAGCUGGUGAAAUGGAUGUUGGGGUGCUACGAUGCCUUGCAGAAGAAAUACCUCAGGCAGAUUGUCCUCGCAGUCUAUACCCAGCCAGAAGAUCCUCAGACGGUCACCGAGUGUUACCACUUCAAGUUCAAGUACACCCACCACGGGCCCCUCCUGGAUUUUGGCAGGGAUCCCUGUGGCUCUCCCAUCCCGUGUUUGGACACGAGGAAGGCCAGCAUCCUCCUCAUCCGCAAGAUCUUCGUGCUCAUGCAGAACCUGAGCCCUCUGCCCAGCGACGUCUGCCUCACCAUGAAGCUGCUCUACUACGACGAGGUGACACCCCCCGAUUACCAACCCCCGGGCUUCAGGGAGGCCAAGUGUGAGGGGCUCAUGUUCAACGAGGAGCCCACGCACCUCAACGUGGGGGAGGUGCCCACCCCCUUCCACCUGCUCAAACUCAAGAUCACCACCGAGAAACAGCGCCUGGAAAACGUGGAGAAAAAAAACUCGAUUUUCUCAUUUCAGGUGGAUCAUUUGGCCCAAAAAACCUCUGAGCUGGUUGUGUCAGAGAGCAGGACGAGGAGUGGGAAGAUAUUUCAGAGCUGCCUUGUGCACCAGGCCGAGCUCUCCUCCAGCCAGGACGUGCUGCCCAAGAGGAGGAAGCUCAGCGAGCCCAAGGAGCGCUUUUAGCUGCCAAACCCCUCCGGAAUUCUCCUCCACUCCAUUCCCACGUGCUCGUUCCACGCCCCGUUGGUUCUCCGGGAUCUGUUCUGCUCCCUCAGCGGUUCCCAGGGAUCUGUUCUGCUCCCUCAGCAGUUUUUUUAGGGAAGGAAAGGCCAGGAAGCCCAGCUGGAGAAUUCAAGGCCCGGCAGGUGGGACCGGAAAACCCCGAGAAGGGAUUUUGGGGUUGGCUGCAGGUCCUGAUGGUGGUGGAGCAAAGCCCAUUCCCAUGGAGCCUUUGGAACUUAUCCUGCCCCCAAACCUGCCCAGUCUUGGAGGUGAUUCCCGGAGCUUUCUGGCUGUUCCAGUGUUUGCUUUUCCUGCCGGGACACUUGGAGGGUUUCAUGAGUUGUUUGUGUUUCUUCCAGACCGAAGGCACCACACUCGGGUGGAAAACUGGCUUUCUCCAUGAGUUUAAUUCCAAAUUCCCUGCCAGAAUGCAGGAAUUUCUGCUGCCUUUAACUCCAGAUUCCAUAUCAGAAAAUGCAGGAAUUUCUGCUGCCUUUAACUCCAGAUUC